This is a messenger RNA of Trichosurus vulpecula (common brushtail), 1096 nucleotides long. RefSeq names its product L-lactate dehydrogenase A chain-like. Gene Ontology annotation, molecular function: L-lactate dehydrogenase (NAD+) activity. The transcript has a single exon. Bases 86 to 796 code for a protein of 236 amino acids. The record is from RefSeq and is a predicted model, not a curated record. NCBI's taxonomy places the organism in Eukaryota, Metazoa, Chordata, Mammalia, Diprotodontia, Phalangeridae. Gene Ontology annotation, biological process: carboxylic acid metabolic process.
AGUCUGGGAGCGGCAGUCUCACAUCCAAAUCAGAACUUUCGCAGCCUGACCAGCAACCUCGAUAUCUCCCCAGAAAUCUCCCAAAAUGGCAUCUACUGUCAAGGAUCAGCUGAUUUUGAAUGUCCUAAAGGAAGAACAGGUUCCCCAGAACAAGAUCACUGUUGUUGGGGUUGGUGCAGUUGGCAUGGCAUGUGCCAUCAGUAUUUUAACAAAGGAUUUGGCUGAUGAACUUGCCCUAGUUGAUGUGAUAGAAGACAAACUAAAGGGAGAGAUGAUGGAUCUCCAACAUGGCAGCCUUUUCCUAAAAACACCAAAGAUUGUUUCUGGCAAAGACUACAGUGUGACUGCACACUCAAAACUGGUCAUUGUUACGGCUGGGGCACGUCAACAGGAGGGAGAAAGUCGUCUUAAUUUGGUCCAGCGUAAUGUGAAUAUCUUUAAAUUCAUCAUUCCCAAUAUUGUUAAAUACAGCCCUAAUUGCAAGCUGCUUAUUGUUUCCAAUCCAGUGGAUAUUUUAACAUAUGUGGCGUGGAAGCUAAGUGGCUUUCCUAAAAAUCGUGUUAUUGGAAGUGGUUGCAAUCUGGAUUCUGCCCGUUUCCGUUACCUAAUGGGGGAGAGACUUGGUGUCCAUUCUUCAAGUUGUCAUGGAUGGGUCCUUGGGGAACAUGGAGACUCCAGUGUUCCUGUAUGGAGUGGUGUCAAUGUUGCUGGUGUGUCUCUGAAGGGUCUUCAUCCUUCUUUGGGAAGUGAUGCUGAUUCAGAGAAUUGGAAAGAUGUUCAUAAACAGGUGGUUUAAAGUGCUUAUGAGGUGAUCAAGCUGAAGGGCUACACUUCCUGGGCCAUUGGCUUGUCUGUGGCAGAUCUGGCAGAAAGCAUUAUGAAAAAUCUUAGGAGAGUGCAUCCUAUUUCCACCAUGAUUAAGGGCCUAUAUGGCAUUAAUGAGGAUGUCUUUCUUAGUGUCUCAUGUAUCUUGGGGCAGAACGGCAUUUCAGAUGUGGUGAAGGUAAACCUGAAUCCGGAGGAGGAAAGCUGUUUAAAGAAGAGCGCAGAUACUCUUUGGGGAAUCCAGAAGGAGCUGCAAUUUUAAAACCUUUUA